AUGACCCCCAUCCUCUGUGCCCUGCUGAGCCUUGACAAACUCCCCAGACCCUCCCUCUCAGCAGAGAAUGGCUCUUUGGUGCCCUUAGGGGAAAAUGUGACCCUCAAGUGCAGGGGGUCGUGGGAGGCUGAUCUGUACCGUCUGGUGAAAGAGAAAGGAUCCAAGAAGUCAAAGAUCACAGAUGUGAGAGCAGCUGGAAUUGAGCUUGAGUUUCCCAUCUCAUAUGUGACAGCAAAGGAUGCAGGGACCUACCAUUGCUGGUACAGACACUCGUUCAUUUGGUCAGAGCCCAGUGACCCCCUUGAGCUGGUGGUGACAGGGACCAUCAUGAACCCCUUCCUCUGUGCACUGCUGAGCCUUGGGUGCUGGGUGGGGAGGAUGUGGGAGCUGGGAGUAAUCAGGGUCCUCUCUGCCAGGACUGUGUCUAAGCCAGAGGAUGAGGACACAGGCAGCAGGGCAGAGAAUGGCCCUUUGGUGCGCCAAGGGGAAACUGUGACCCUCAAGUGCAAGGGGUCAAGGAAGGCUGAUGAGUGGCGUCUGGAAAAAAAACUCAGAUCUAAAAGGUGGAAGAUCAUGGAUGUGAGAGGACCUGGAACUGGAGUUGAGUUUUCCCUCCCUUCUGUGGCAUGGAUGGAUGCUGGGACCUACCACUGCCUCUACAGUCACUCAUCACACUGGUCAAAGUCCAGUGACCCCCUGGAGCUGGUGGUGACAGGACACUAUGAUCGACCCAGUCUUCUGGCUCGGCCCAGCUCUGAGGUGGCCUCAGGACAGAAUGUGACCCUCCAGUGUUGGACAGAUCAAUCCUAUGACUGGUCUGUCCUAUACAAGGAUGGAGAAAAGCUCACCCAGAGCCAAGUCCUGCCCAGUUUUGGGGGAUAUAAGGCUGACUUCUCCAUCCUUGAUGUGACCUCUAUGCAUGGAGGCACUUACCAAUGCUACAACUUUGUCAAUGACUACCCUGAUGGAGUGUCAGCCACCAGCAAUCCCCUGGUGCUCAGGGUCACAGGGACCAUCAUGAACCCCUUCCUCUGUGCCCUGCUGAGCCUUGGGUGCUGGGUGGGGAGGAUGUGGGAGCUGGGAGUAAUCAGGGUCCUCUCUGCCAGGGCUGUGUCUGGGCCAGAGGAUGAGGACACAGGCAGCAGGGCAGAGAAUGGCCCUUUGGUGCGCCAAGGGGAAACUGUGACCCUCAGGUGCAAGGGGUCAAGGAAGGCUGAUGAGUGGCGUCUGGAAAAAAAACUCAGAUCUAAAAAGUGGAAGAUCAUGGAUGUGAGAGGACCUGGAACUGGAGUUGAGUUUUCCCUCCCUUCUGUGGCAUGGAUGGAUGCUGGGACCUACCACUGCCUCUACAGUCACUCAUCACACUGGUCAAAGUCCAGUGACCCCCUGCAGCUGGUGGUGACAGGACACUAUGAUCGACCCAGUCUUCUGGCUCGGCCCAGCUCUGAGGUGGCCUCAGGACAGAAUGUGACCCUCCAGUGUUGGACAGAUCAAUCCUAUGACUGGUCUGUCCUAUACAAGGAUGGAGAAAAGCUCACCCAGAGCCAAGUCCUGCCCAGUUUGGGGAGAUAUAAGGCUGACUUCUCCAUCCUUGAUGUGACCUCUAUGCAUGGAGGCACUUACCAGUGCUACAACUUUGUCAAUGACUACCCUGAUGGAGUGUCAGCCACCAGCAAUCCCCUGGUGCUCAGGGUCACAGAUACUACUGCCCAGGAUUACACUGUGAACAAUCUGGUCCGCCUCAUCUUGUCUGGGCUGGUGCUCAUCCUCCUGGGGGUCCUGCUGAUUGAGCACUGGAAAAGCUCCAGGAAGCACAAGAAUCAGUCCAGGGAGCCCUUGUCAGAGCAGUCUGGUCAGACCAGACCUGGAGGCAGACCUGAUGUGUAG
Messenger RNA from Gracilinanus agilis (Agile Gracile Mouse Opossum), 1887 nucleotides. RefSeq names its product leukocyte immunoglobulin-like receptor subfamily A member 2. The record is from RefSeq and is a predicted model, not a curated record. NCBI's taxonomy places the organism in Eukaryota, Metazoa, Chordata, Mammalia, Didelphimorphia, Didelphidae. Bases 1 to 1887 code for a protein of 628 amino acids. The transcript has 11 exons.